Molecule: messenger RNA, 2907 nt
Organism: Malaya genurostris
Lineage: Eukaryota; Metazoa; Arthropoda; Insecta; Diptera; Culicidae
Gene: Hmx
Product: homeobox protein Hmx
Exons: 4
Coding region: 565-1956 (463 amino acids)
Biological process (GO): regulation of transcription by RNA polymerase II
Cellular component (GO): nucleus
Molecular function (GO): RNA polymerase II transcription regulatory region sequence-specific DNA binding; DNA-binding transcription factor activity, RNA polymerase II-specific
Source: RefSeq, a predicted model, not a curated record
CUUGAGUGUUGCUCCUGCUGCUGUUUGAAACAUAUGUUGUUUAUGCGCGCGCGUUAGCGGAGGGUGUAGAGCAGAAGCACUGCGGCAAUAAAAUCCAUAACAAAACAAACAAGCGAUUCACAAGUUGUUAGUUAAAUGGGGUUUAAUAAUUUUGUUGUAUGUUAAACUCAUUUUGUAAUUUGAACGCUGCUGACGAGUAAACAACGUGUGUCGUACCAGUAGUUGCAUUUCAUCUGGCAGAAAAUGCUAGUAGCAGGUGGAUUGCGUCAUGUAGAGGUGUUAACGGAAAAGGUUUCAUUAAUUAAAGGAUUUUCACUGGGAUUUAGUUAAUCAGAUGCAUUUAAAUCCAAGUGUUGUGACUUAAAAAAUACCGAAUAUUCAUAUACGUUUUUAAACGAUUGUUCCUGUAUUAAUCGUGAUUGUACAUAUUGUGAUAGAAAAAAUAUGAAAGUGGUGUGAACGUAAAUGGCUACUGUGUAGUAACCAAUUAACACAUGUUUUCGGAAAGGAUUUUAACUCUGAAACUGGUGUAGAUUCUGCAAAGUUAAGUAUUUUGAAACAGUGAUGUCUUCUUCAGAACUGGAUAUUGAUGUCAGCGUGGUAUCCAGCCCAGAACCAAGUCCUCACGGAAUAACAGGUUCAGAAAGUCCUCAUGGGCUGCACAGUGAUGACGAGCAUAUAGCAUCCCCGGAUAACAAUCAUCUUCAUCACAGUCAUCUGCACCACUCUGCACUUGUUAGUCAUCUGCAACAGAACACAUCCAAUCAACAUAGUUAUCACAGUGUAGCUAGCGGCCUAAAUAAUAACAAUACUAGUUUUUCACAUAGUCCGGAAUCACAGCUUAGUCCUCCAAAAACUCCUCCGCCAAUGAAUCAUCACACGGAAACGAUUGAAGAAUCUCCUUCGGUGGGGAAAACCUCAGCUACAUCUGGAUACACUAGCUUCUCAAUCUCUAGUAUUCUUAGUCGACAUGAGCCAAAUUCCAAGAAAGGCGUCGGAGUAAUAACUCCAAUCCCGUCGUUGCCACUGUCGGCAGCGGCGGCAGCAGCAGCAGCUGUAGUCGUGUCUUCGAAUGGUAAUAGUGGAACCGCAAGCCCACAAGAUGCAGCAAUGCUUUCUAGAUUAGGAUUCAUGUCACAAUGGAGUGCGAUAGCGAAUCGGUACGCAGCGCUUUGUCCUCCAGGCUGGCCUUGGCCUCCAGCAGCCCAUCGAAUGCCAUUCCAUAGCCCUACCAAUGAUAACACGGGGAAUAUGAUGGAGAAUCAGUCUUCCUCGCUAACACCUCCGCCUUCGCAGCAAUCCAAAACACCACCGCCACAUCCGGCGUUCAUGGCAAACGCGGCUAGCGGCGGUCGUUCGAAUGGUGGCAACACCGUCGGUACACUUAACAGCGCUCACAACGGACUUGGAUCCGGAGGAAGCAGCUUAGGUGGUUGCAGUGGCAGCACCGGAGGCGAUGACUGCGAAUCCGAUGACGACGGUCAGGAGAUCAUCGAGGAAGAUGAUGACGGGAGUGAUAGACCGUCGGACUCAGCAUCGCCCAACUCGAAUGGAGCAAUGCAAGCCAAGCGGAAAAAGAAAACCCGGACAGUGUUUUCCAGAGCACAAGUAUUUCAGCUAGAAUCAACGUUUGACUUGAAAAGGUACCUAAGCUCGUCAGAGCGUGCUGGUCUGGCAGCAUCCCUUCGUCUGACGGAGACGCAGGUGAAAAUUUGGUUUCAGAAUCGUCGUAACAAGUGGAAACGGCAGCUGGCAGCCGAGCUGGAAGCUGCCAAUAUGGCGAAUAUGGCGCAUGCGGCCCAACGGCUCGUACGCGUGCCUGUACUGUAUCACGAUGGCUCUGGUGGUGGGUUUGUCCCUCCUCCGCCUCAUCCCCACUCACAACAGUUGUACUACACAGCGUCAGCGGCACGUGGGGGUAGUCCACCAAGACCACCGCUUUCUUCUCUAGUGUAAUAUUAUGUUUCGAACAUCGGUACCACCUGCAACAGCUCUCUCGGCAUAUUUGGCAGAGACGGUUGUAGUAGUGAUAAUUGGAAUUAAGGAGAGUAGUGGUACCGAGAUUCGUUUUGUGAGGAAAUUUCUACAUUUUAGUGAAUACCAAACCUAACGUUGGUAUGAUAAUAGGCUAUGGUAAACGAAAGAAAAAUUAUUUUAUUGAUUAAAAUGUAAAUAAUGUUGAAGUAUGUGCACCAAAAUACGAAAUUCCGAAUUGUAAAAUUUAUAUUCCAUAGAAAUCUCUAACCUACAGGAUAAUCUGAACGUCUUUUUGUAGAAGAUGAAACUAUCGUUAUCCAUACAAACUAUAUAGAAAAAUUGUCAACUCUGGUUGAUGACGUGCUAAAUACACGAAUGUCAGGUGUCGCCAUUUAAACACAGGCGAAAUUCAAGUAACUCAAAAUAUAUUAUUAUUUAGAAAUUUAUAUUAGAAGUCUUCUAUUGCGCCAAAAAAAUGAAAGUAAAAGAAAAUACAAACCAAACAAUUUUAUGUCACAUCUGAUCAUUAAAAGCUUAUGAUAGUAAUGUAUAUAUUCAAAACGCUUUUUGCGGUUCCUAUUUAGUAAAACUAUAUUCGAUAACUGAAAAAAUGUCUCUACUAUUAACAAAAUCGAAAUCUUUUCACUUCAUUAUUGGCAUAGGUUAUUCAUUACUGUAAAACUUAUGUUUUAUUGUUCACAUCGUCUAAUUUUCAAACAGUGUACAGUGUAAAUAGAUUGUUUCAAAAUUUAGUUUAUUUUAAUAUAGUUUUUAAAACACAAUAUGUAUAAAUAUUAAGUAGUCCAAACACUGAUAGAAUCUAACGGUAAAAUGACAAAGAAAAAAACAAAUGGAACGUGUAGCUAACGUCUUAUGAUGUACGGCUAAUAAUAAAUGAUAAAUAAAAUAUUCAAACAAAUUGUUAUAUAA